UCUGUGAGACCGGAAGUGAUUUUCUCCCUUCUCUCUCUCGAAGACGCGCCUGUGCGCUCUUACGCGCCGCGGAGCCCUGCACACUCGCUCCAUGUUCCCGCUGUGAAGCGGCACCAUGAAGCUGCUCCUGCUCGCUGUGCUGCUGAGACUCGGGGGGGAGCCGAGCCGGUGCCGGGCUCAGGCGGCCAGCCACACUUUCGACAGUGCCAUCCGCCACUUCACCAUCGUCUCCGACUCGGUUUACGUCGCCACAGAGCAGACGCUGUACCGACUGAGCCGCACGCUGGUUCCGCUGGAGAGCCUGACCCAGAGAGGCGUCCUGGAGAGCAGAGAGAGUCCGUGGGAGAGCCCCUUUUAUCGCGUGUCGGAGACGCACCGGCAGAACAAGACUUUCACCGUGAACCUGCUGGUGCCUUUUGUCAGGAACCGCUCCCUGAUCACCUGCGGGGUGACGGACUGCGGGUACUGCGAGGUGCGGGACCUGACCAACAUCUCCAGUCUGCUGCACAGUGAAAACUUCAAUGUUGGCUCUCUGAGGCACCACAGCCAGUCUGUGGGCUUCCUGAUGGACGUGGAACAGAUGCCGAGCCGCCCCGACACGUACCUACUGACCGCCACCCAGCAGGACGGAAACCGAACCGCGGAGGUCCGGUGCUUCACGCAAACCAAGGCGGUGACCAUGCACAACACAAACCGCAACCAGGAGGGGGGAAUAUUUGCCUACACGGAAUUGAAUUCAGCCAUCAAGCGCGACGGCACUGUGGAGUUUGUGGACGGGUUUCAGAUCGACUCCACCGUCUACCUGCUGUCCAACCUGGCGGCUCCGCGCACGGUGCGCCUGCUGUGGCUGGAGAGCCGAGAGGGGCCGCGCCAGACCCUCAAGUCCCUGCGAGGUGCGACCCUGCGGCUCUCUGCCGGUGAGGACGGCAGCAGGCUGCUCGCCUCCGCGGUGAUCCCGGACGGGCCGCCGGUGCUCUGGGCCGGCGUGUUCGGUGCGAACGACAGCGACACCCGGCUGGCCGUGUUUGACAUCAGCCCGGUCCAGACGGGACCCACAGACCAGGACCUGGACUUCUAUAGCGUUAAAAAAGACACAUCCAAGUCAGAGCCGGCGCUGCUGACGCCCCGGGCGGUGCUGUUCAGGCGCAGCUCCAUGACCUCGGUGCUGGCACUGAGGCAGAGGAGCUGGUUGGUUUUCUUCAUCGGGACGGGAGACGGACUGCUCAUUAAGCUUGCUGUGGACAAAGCCUUUCAGAGCGUCUGUCCCAGGGUGCUCUACAAGGCCAAUGACGACCGCCAGGUGUUUCCCAAGAUGCACCUGGACCAGGUGGAUGGUAAACACGUGUACGUGGUGUUAGGAAACCAGAUGAAGCACCUUCCUGUGUCUCAGUGCCAAAACUACACGAGUCUGCAGGCCUGCUGGGCUGCACAGGAUCCCUUCUGCGGCUGGUGUGGCUCUGCAAAGAGGUGCACAUUUGAAGACGAGUGCUCAGAUCCAGUCUGGCUGUCGGUCGGCGACGACGCCAGCCAGCAGCAAAUGGUUUCUCACCGAGUGGCCAGGGGAAGCAGCGGCGAGAUCACGCUGAGCGUCCAGACCCAUGUGAGUGUCGGCCAACCGGCGGCGCUGACGAACUUCGCCUGUCAGUUCUCCACGGUGACCGACGAGCUGUGCGACAGGACAGGCCCCGCCCCGCAGUUCCCACAAUGCACCUGUGUUCUCAAGAGCAGGACACUCCCUGAGGAAGGGCUGGACGUCACCGUGAAGAUUAGACUUGGAUCUGAAACGCUGACAGAAAACCUGAAGCUAGCCAACUGCUCGGAGAUCUCAGGCCCGGCCACGUUCGCCCUGUGCCGUCGGUGCAUCGCAGCAGGAUGCGGCUGGAGCAGCAACGCCUGUUCCUGGGCGAACGCAGGAGCUGUCAAUGACAGUGUGUGCCACGUGUCUGAGUCCCAGCUGGACUUUUCUAAACCAGAGAUCUCCUCCAUCACUCCCAGCGUCCUCUCCUUCCUGGGAAGAAACGGCGCGGUGCUGAGGGGUCGAAACCUCGGCGCCGUCACCAGAGUUCGGAUCCAAGCCGAGCUGGACUGCAGCGCCAAAGAGUCUCCUGUGUGGAACAACACUGGCACCAAGCUGAUGUUUCGUAUUCCCAGUGGAGAUAAGGGUGUGGUGAAGGUAUGCGUCGUCCUCCCGGAUGGCAGUUGCCUCGGCAACGCCACCGUCACCUACCGCUCGCUGCCGUCCUGCUACAACAUCACGCCGGCCAGCACCUGGACCAGUGGGAUGAGGAAGAUGAAGGUGCGUGGAUCCUUUCUGGAGUUUGUCGAAGGCAUCGUGCACGACCACGACCCGCACACUGUCAGAGAGCCCACACACAACGGCUCAGAGGUUCUGUACUACGAUACGCCUCCUGCUGAAAACGCUCAGGGAGGUUUCAGCAGCACGAUGUCUCUGAAAGUUGUCAACACGUCUGUGUCGUGUCCCACGGAGAUCACCUACCACCCCGACCCCCACUUCACCAGCUUCACAUCCACCAGGACCGGAGACGACCUGCGGGUCACCAUACAGAAAAUGGCAGACAAACUGAACAUGACCAAAGACGAGCUGAGGGUGUGGGGCCUUCAGGGCGACGCGCAGCACCUCUGCCACAUGGAAACCUUGGAGAGCAGCGGUGGGACCGACUUUUUCACCUGUGAGAUUAAAGACAAACCCAACGUUCAGAUUGAGUUCUUAAUGAUAAAGUACGGAGGCAGGACAGUGACACUGGAGCCUCCAUCAAAUCUGUCUCCUCUGAUGCUGCUCGCCCUCCUGCCCAUACCCUGCAUCAUUGUCGCGGGCGUCGUCAUCUACCGCAGCAAGCAGAGGAAGCUCACCGCUCAGAUGAACCGGCGCAUCGAAGACCUGGAGCUCGACAUCAGGAACGACAUCAGGCAAGGUUUCGUGGAUCUGCAGACAGAGAGGGCUGACCUGAUGGAAAAUGUUGGAGCGAUCCCGUUCCUGGACUACAAGCACUUUGCCUCCCGGAUCUUCUUCCCUGAGGGCGGAGCUCUGAUGACGUCGUGCAUCCGGGACAUCGGCCAGGACGUGGUGAAGGUCCGGCCCGACGAGUGCUGCCAGGCGCUGUCCAAACUGAUCCGGGAGCAGCACUUCCUCACCUGCAUGGUUCACACUCUGGAGGAGCAGAAGAGCUUCACCAUCAAGGACAAGUGUGCCGUGGCGUCCCUGCUGACCGUGGCGCUGCACAGCGACCUGUGCUACCUGACGCAGGUGAUGGAGGAGCUGCUGCAGGCCCUGCUGCUGCAGGCCGGCGCCUCGCAGCCCAAACUGCUGCUGCGCCGCACCGAGUCCGUGGUGGAGAAGCUGCUGACCAACUGGAUGUCCGUCUGCCUCUACGGCUUCCUCCGGGAGAGUGUCGGGCAGCAGCUCUUCCUGCUGGUGAGCGCUCUGACGCAGCAGAUCGCCAAAGGACCCGUGGACUCGGUCACAGAGAAAGCUCUGUACACGCUGAGCGAGGACUGGCUGCUGUGGCAGGCACAGGACUUCACCUCGCUGAAGCUGAAGGUUCACUUUGCGGUGGGCAGCGACGGCGAGGUCAGCGACCCCCUGGAGGUCAGCGCUCUGAGCUGCGACACCGUCGAACAGCUCAAAGACAAGAUCCUGUCCACCUUCAGGGCCAAGUUCGGCUUCUGCUACAGCGCCGCGCUCAGGGACGUUCGCAUCGAGUACGAGAAGAGCGGAUCGUUUGUUCCUCUGGAGGAAGUGGACGGCAGCUCGGAGGUCAUCGGCGAUGUGACGAUGCUCAACACGCUGAAGCACUACGAGGUGCCUGACGGAGCAUCGAUCAAAGUGCUCUCUAAGAAAACUCACCCCCCUGUGAGUCCGCAGGGCAGUCUGAAGGAUGAUCGAGACUUCUCUGUGAAAUACUUCCACCUGAUCGACCCCGACGUGGACGAGGACCAGAGGAAGAACCCGGGCAGGAAGAAGUUAAAGCUGAAGGAGGUUCACCUCACCAAGCUGCUCUCCACCAAGGUGGCUGUUCACUCGUUCGUGGAGAACCUGUUCAGGUCCAUGUGGUCGACGCCGCACGGCAAAGCGCCGCACGCCGUCAAGUUCUUCUUCGACUUCCUGGACGCUCAGGCGGACAGCAUGAAGAUCUCCGACCCCGACGUGCUGCACAUCUGGAAGACCAACAGCCUGCCGCUGCGUUUCUGGGUCAACAUCCUGAAGAACCCGCAGUUCGUCUUCGACGUGGAGAAGACGCCGCACCUGGACGGCUGCCUGUCCGUCAUCGCUCAGGCCUUCAUGGACUCGUUCUCCCUCAGCGACACUCAGCUGGGGAAGCACGCGCCCACCAACAAGCUGCUGUACGCCAAAGACAUUCCCAAGUUCAAACAGGAGGUGAAGUCCUACUACAGGCAGGUGAGGGAGCAGCCGGCCAUCAGCAGCUCCGACUUCAGAGGCUUCCUGCUGGAGGAGUCCAAGAAACACGAGAACGAGUUCAACGAAUGUGCAGCGCUGAAGGAGCUCUACAAGUUCCUGCAGAGAUACUUCCCCGAGGUCCAGCAGAAGCUGCAGCAGAACGGCGCCCCCGCUGAGCUGAAGGAGCAACUGCAGCACGUUAAAAGCCUGUUUGACGGCCUGAAGAGCUGCUCCUGGGACUGAGCCUCGCCCCCGGGCCUCGACCCGACCCCGGACCUGCUGGGAGGCGGCGUCCCGGGACACGACAGGGGAGCAUUAACCCCUCACAGAACUUUCCACCAGGACGAGGAUCUGCACCGAUACCGACCUUUAACUCUGCGUGCACUGCGACAGACUGAGAGGCUGCAGAGCUGAAGACGAAGCAAAGAUCCUGGUAUCAUGUGAAACUGAGGAGCCCAAAGACUCACGUAUGUCAGGGGGAAAACAAGCAUGUCUGUUUCCAGCAGGUCCCUUGACCUCUGACCUCCAGGUCUCUGAAUGAAAGUGCCUCGCCUCUCCCCGCUGCAGACACCAAACCAGAGCAUGGAUUUCUCCGUCAUGUUCCUCAAGGUCUUAGUGUCGAAUGUGAUUUACUGAAGGGACUUUAAUUUAUGCUCAACUGCUCAAAAAUGGAUCAGUUAUGGUUAAAUGGCAUCAACCCCAAAAAAACUGCUGCAACAUAACAGGCAUUGAAACGGCCAUCAUACGCUUCCAUCAUAAACACUUCUACACUGUAAAUAACUGGGAAAAAAAAAUAGGCACCAAAGAACAAAAUGUUUCUCACAGAUUUAUGACGAGAGAAGCUUGGCACACAUCUCAAAUUCAUCCUCAGGUUCCAUUUUUUAAGUUUUUUUACAUUUCUGCUGCCUGCCGUGUUGUGGUGUUUCAGGCGGUUUGGAAAGUGUCAGACUGACGCUCACAAAUCUGAUCUGACUCACAUUUCAAACCUCAGACCCAAGUGGCUGUAAUCUGAUCUGCACAAAUCACUUGUGUGUGUGUGUGUGUGUGUUUUGUUUGAUGAAGGCCUUUACAUGAACUGGUGGUGGAAUCAAAUGUCACCGUCUCAGUUUGGUUUGCAGGCCACGACUGAACCUGCAGAACAGCCAAGAGAAAACAAACUGCAAAGGCCGAACGUGGAAAUAAAAAGGGAAGAAAAAAAUGUCGAGACGUGAUCAAAUCAAUCAGAUCAAUCAGAUCAGUGUUGAUGUUCAAAGUGCAGAGGUCAAAUUUGUGCCGUCGGUCUGCCUCGUGUCUCCUGAUGCAGCUUUCAGAUUCUCUCACAUCCUGAAACAUUUUGAAAUCUGUAAGAAAUCAGUUUUCAGAUUUUGAGUAUCGAUAGAGAAGCUGAGCGGCCAGCAGCUUGAGCCAAACACACGUGAGUGAAAACACUGCAGACUGCAAACACACACUAUUUUAUUGGUGUACAAGGAAAAAAAAGAAGUUUUAGUGUUUUGCUUUAUUUGCACGCCGGUGAGUGGCUCCUCAGGAGGUUUGCUUCAUGCUGCCACACCAUGGUAACAGAGGUGUGGACUCGAGUCACAUGACUUGGACUCGAGUCAGACUUGAGUCAUAAAUUUGAUGACUUUAGACUCGACUUGACAAAAUGUAAAGAGACUUGCAAUUCGACUUGGACUUUAACAUCAAGGACUCGUGACUUCACUGGGACUUGAGCCUUUUGACUUGGAAAGACUCCCUACUUUCCCCAAAACACAAAGAUUAAACAGUAUGUUAUUAAGGAACGCUCUAUCUCCCUCUGUGUAUUGACAUAAUAGCAACUGCACCUGCACCGUACGAGUCCAAAAGGCAGAGAAACUCUCCAGCUACAGCAGCAC
Molecule: messenger RNA, 6288 nt
Organism: Myripristis murdjan (pinecone soldierfish)
Lineage: Eukaryota; Metazoa; Chordata; Actinopteri; Holocentriformes; Holocentridae
Gene: plxnc1
Product: plexin C1
Exons: 31
Coding region: 116-4660 (1514 amino acids)
Biological process (GO): regulation of GTPase activity; regulation of cell migration; semaphorin-plexin signaling pathway
Cellular component (GO): semaphorin receptor complex; plasma membrane
Molecular function (GO): protein binding; semaphorin receptor activity
Source: RefSeq, a predicted model, not a curated record